UCAUCCUCUUCGACCCCUAGUUCAGCUACAACAACCUUUACACCACCAUCUUCCGCAUCAUCUAGAUCGAAUAUAGCCUCGGUUCAGCAGGUUGUAUUCUUCUGAUCACCUGCGCCGCUUUCUACCUCUUUGCCCAAGCUUGGACUGUACCAAGUCGCAAGCCGUCGUCAUACCCAGACGACUCGACUGUGCUGCCUAGAGCUAAGAAACGAUGCCCUCCUUUGCCGCACCGCUGAGCCAUGUCUCGCACAGCUUGGACAGGCUACACCAACGUCCGGAGAAUGGUCGACGAGAUUCGUCACUCUUGAGCAUCGCCAGUGGGAGCAACAAUCAUCAUGCCCACGCACCCAGCGUUCCGCAUUACCCGGAUGAACGGUCAUCUUCCCGGCAACGAUCGAGAUCCCCGAGCAAGAUCUCACACAAGGGUCAUCUCAAGUUGCAUGUCGCCGAGACGGUUGUGCUCGUUCAUCCGCCCGAGACCAAGCUGGAGGUCUUGGGAGAAGGCAUCGUCAACCAGGUCAGCCAACCCCAAGAGGAUACCGUGCUCAACGGUCAAAUCGAGGUCAUCAUGGACAAACCCCGGGUGGCACGUUCGAUCCGGGUCGAGCUGGUCGUCACCUGCCGACUCCAGAUCCCCGGUGAGAACAACAGCCCCUGGCACGAUCGGGAGAUCUUCAGCCGAUGCGUAGAGAUUGGCAAUGUCGAUGACGAGGAGGACGAGAGUCAGGGGAUCAAGCUGGAAAAGGGAAGUCAGAGGUUCGAGUUUAGCAUCAUCGUCCCCGCCACGCUGGCCACGUACGACCGACAUCCGCUGGGCAGGAUCGUACCCUUUCUUCGAGCAACGGUCGAGGGCUUCCCGGUCCAGACGUCGCACCAUCAUCACCCGUCCUUCAACCUUUUCUCCGGGAUGGGCAUGGGCAUGGGCAUCGGGAAACAGCGGGAUUCAAGGAGUCGCAACAGAAGUCGACCUUCGAGCCGACCAUCAAGUCGAGCUCCCUCGCCCAACAGAAUCCCCAGGAACGGAUCUAGCACUCAUUUGCCCCGGAACCCCUCGAGCUCAAACUUGAUAAACAACCUGCCAAGGACCGGGUCGACCUCUCAUUUCAGGCAAGACCUGUUCGACGCUUCCACCUGGACAGCGGCAUCGACGACUUCGAGCCCGCUCAACUCUCCCGGCCUAACAGACCCGCCCGAAUUUGAGACGGGCGAUGUGGCAUUCCCGCUCCCUACCCCGACGGAACUGAAACCCCUCAAAGGCCAAUUGUUCGCCGAGAAGAUCUUGGUUGUCGCCAGUAACCCAAGCAGUAGCAAGGAUGGAGAAGGAUUGACCAGUCUGAGUCUGCAAAAGACCGGGAGGUUAGCGGGUGUUGGGGAUUGGAAGUUGAGCUUGACAAGCGAUGCCUUCUCGGUGGGAUCGUAUGUCACUCAGCGGAUCGUCUUUCUCUCACCAUCACCGUUCGCCACGAUCUUUGCCGUCCGACUGCUUCUCAACCAGACUUAUAGCGUGACGGAUCCGACCCACUUUGAUCCCAAUUUCACCCCGGCCCAGUUGGCCGAACUGACCUGGCACACCUGCCCCAAGAGGUCUUUCCUCGUCAGUAUGGACGGAGCGAUCCCGCACGUCAAGAGACCUACCCCGGAUACGCCAGCGUUGUGGAGAGGUAGCCUGGUCGGCUCGGGGAGGGCGCGGACAAUCAAGGAGGAGGAGAUUCCGUUUGAACAGGAUUACAAGCUGAAGACCGGCAGGAAACGGCUGCCCGACGACAACAAGGCGAGGCCGAGCACGAUCGAAGGCACCAUCACUCCCAUCCGGGUCCACCACGAACUGGUCCUCCAGGUCUUUUUCUCGGUCGACGGGGAAGACUUGCAGGGGAACCCGCUGGAGGGAGACGACCCUUCGGGCGUCAUGAGGAUGUUGGUGUUAACCAUGCCAACCGUCUUGCCAUCGUGCACAUGCACGUUCGAACGAGUUACUCUGCCAGAAUAUUGCGAAGUACAACAACCAUUCAAUUUCGAAAAGCCUGGUGCUUGCGCAUGUGGAAAUACCAUGGAAGACUUUGCUCGUAGAGAAGCCGUCAGAACGGCGGAAGAAGAGGAUGACGAAAUCAAUCAGCUCGACGUCGAUGGCAUGUCCCUCGACGGUCGCCAACGUGGCAGGCGAGCAGACAGGAGGAAAGCCGAAUACGACGGUUCACAUACGCCGACCCGGGAGGACGAGCGUUCGACUUCAGUACAAGCUCGUAAUCGUCGUUAGCAUAUACACAACAAAUACGACAUUCUUUACACACCCUCGUAAACAGGCAUAUCAACGUCCAUGCAUUCCUAACAAAUUAUGAUUGUACAUUAUCGUUUGUC
Filobasidium floriforme is the source of this 2355-nucleotide messenger RNA. RefSeq lists its product as uncharacterized. The transcript has 5 exons. Bases 212 to 2254 code for a protein of 680 amino acids. The record is from RefSeq and is a predicted model, not a curated record. NCBI's taxonomy places the organism in Eukaryota, Fungi, Basidiomycota, Tremellomycetes, Filobasidiales, Filobasidiaceae.